Pristis pectinata (smalltooth sawfish) is the source of this 1933-nucleotide messenger RNA. RefSeq names its product smoothelin, like (gene smtnl2). The coding region runs from base 388 to 1689 and encodes 433 amino acids. Gene Ontology annotation, biological process: actin cytoskeleton organization. NCBI's taxonomy places the organism in Eukaryota, Metazoa, Chordata, Chondrichthyes, Rhinopristiformes, Pristidae. The record is from RefSeq and is a predicted model, not a curated record. The transcript is spliced from 8 exons. Gene Ontology annotation, cellular component: filamentous actin; microtubule organizing center. Gene Ontology annotation, molecular function: protein binding.
ACUGCUUGGCAGCCUCUCCCUUGCUGUCUCUGACUCCGACACUAAUUGAGAUUAGACAGCAGAUGUGGAGGGAGAAGUAGGAAGAGACAGAGCAAGAGAGAGAGAGAGAGAAAGAGAGAGAGAGAGAGAGAGAGAGAGGCAGAGACAGAGGGGGGAGAAAGAGAGAGGGGGGGGAGAGAGAGAGAAUAGCAGGGCAGCCAGUCAGGAUCAAUGUGCAGGAACUGAAUCAACUCCCGGUGUAGAUAAGAAUCCGGGGAGGGAGGGAGAAGAGGAGCAAAGAGACCAAGCAGGAAGAUCUGGAGGAAAGUUUAACAAGCAGAGGACGGGAACAAUCUGUGGGAACGCAUCAGGAACACUGUGAUCCCAGGGACAUUUAAACUCAGCUCGAUGGAGUCAGGGGCUUCAGUGGAUCCUGAGAGCCUCCAGCAGGCGGUGGGCUACUUCGAGGGGGCUCUGCGGGAGGCGGUGAAGGAGGUGCACGUGGACAUCGGGGCGCUGAAACGGAACGUGGAGCAGCGGAUGCAGGAGCUGCAGCAGCUGGUGAACCCCCUGUCUCACACCCUGGCCAGGCUGCAGCAGGAGAACCGAGAGCUGCGGGACCAGGUCCACUGCCUGUCCCAGCAGGUGGAGCGACUGACGGCGGCAGCCAGCGGCGAGAACCGGCCCGCAGGGAGACUGGUGGAUGCAGGACAACCAGCCGGAGUCAGCAGCAAUGGGACUGUGCCAGCCUGCAGUCCUGGAGAACAGGUGACAGAGCAGAAUGGAAUGGAUGCCGGCAGACUGACACACAUCGGUGCAGAAGUGACUUCCCUCCACUCCGUAAGAGGGAAGGAAGUGACUGCCCCACGGAAUGUGUCAACACUGCAGCACCAGCCGGCAGCAGUGGGCCUUGCUCACCUGCCCAUCACUGCGGUAACCAAGUCCGGCGAGAAGUUCUCUGCGGAAGUGUCGAGCAGUGUCACUCCCCGGUUGGAAUCCCUCAGCCAACCGGCUUUGAACAAACCCCAGACGGAGUGUGUCAGCCAGACGGCACAGCAGACAGACAAGAAUGCCAACAUCAGUAAGACGGUCUCUUCCACCAGUCAGUCGACAUCAAGCGACCUCCAUUCUCCAACCAGCGUCCUUGACCUAUACCCAGGUGUGACCUCCAAAUCUCGGUCACCACCUCCAACCGUGCCCCGCCAGGGAGGGAAGAGGCCUCUGUUGAUGCGGUCACAGACACUGCCUCGGACAUCGGGACCCCAGUCCAGGAAGGCACUCUUCGAGAAGUUCGAACAGGAAGGCAGCAGGGGGAAAAUUGGAGAGUCAAAGGGAAAGCUGCAGAGAUCACAAAGCUUUGCAGUUGCCAGUGCAAGCAGCAUCAAACAGGUCCUCCUGGAGUGGUGUCGUUCCAAAACGAUAGGGUACAAGUUGAUUGAUAUCCAGAACUUCUCCUCGAGUUGGAGCAACGGAAUGGCAUUUUGUGCCCUCAUCCACUCCUUCUUCCCCGAAUCCUUUGACUACAAUGAGCUGAACCCAAGUAACCGCAAGCAGAACUUUGAGCUGGCGUUCAGCAUGGCUGAGAAGCUGGCACACUGUGACAGGCUAAUCGAAGUGGAAGACAUGAUGGUGAUGGGGAACAAACCUGACCCCAUGUGUGUCUUCACCUACGUGCAGUCGCUCUACAAUCACCUGCGGCGCUUUGAAUGAACCCACCCCCUAGCGACAGUGGUGUGUGGGGGAGAUGGCUGAGUAGCCCAGACGAUCCCAGCUCUGGCACAAGGAACAACAGUGGUGCCAGGGGAUGAAUGAAUCCCGACCAGCAUCUCCCGUUGAUGCAGGAGCAGAACCAGCCAAUGCAAACCACACCACGUUCGGCAGCCAGGAUAAUCCCGGCCCACUCAGAUGUAGUAUCUCACUUAAAAGAUUACAAUAAAGAGAAAUUUCACUUGUA